Paramuricea clavata is the source of this 3003-nucleotide messenger RNA. The record is from the annotation of a GenBank genome assembly. Lineage: Eukaryota; Metazoa; Cnidaria; Anthozoa; Malacalcyonacea; Plexauridae.
AUGAAUCCGUCCAACGAUCACAACAACUGGAUAACCGUCGGAGAAGUAAUCAAUCUAAUUAGGAAACCUGUUGCUUUGUACACUGGCCAGAUCGUAAAAAAUUGGCAUGCUAAGCUGUGUUGUCUUUUAAAAGGGGGAUGCGCAAAUCCUAUAAUGUGCGAGAAAGAAACAGUCCAUAAAAAACUUUGCCACUCUUGCAACCAGUGGUACCAGGAACUUGCUAAAUGGCAUAAAAAACCAAAUAAACGACAGAUAAAAUGGCGUGAAAACUGCGACACAUCAAAGUGGCCUGUUGAUCCAUGGGAGGUAGCCAAGUUUUUUAUGCCUUUCCUUGGAGACAAUAAGGGAACCGUCAAAGACGCAGAUUCCACUGAUUUAUCAUCUCUUCUAAACGUCCUUGAGUGGAUGGAUGAUGUAAUUUUCUCUCCAGACAGGCGUGUGGAUCUCGAUCUUGUUAGAAAGCUUCGUUCAGUUAGAAACUCUUGGGCGCAUUCAUCACAUCAAGAGUUAACCGAUGCUGAUCUUAACAACGCUUUUGACACUGCCAAUAAGAUUCUUGCCGACCUUGAUAUUAUUUUCCGCUGUAACGAAGUCAAGAAGUGUAUAAAGAAGAUCAAGUUUGUACAAGCUAACGGAAUAACCAAUGUCGUAAAAGCCGAGUUAGAUGCUGUAAAUUUACUGCGCGAUGAGUUAGUUGCAGAUGUCAGCCAAUUAAAAGAAAAUCAAAUCUCCGACCGACAGAUCAUCAAGGAAAACGAGAAAAGGUUGGAGAAUCUCGAAAAACUCAUCAGCCAAUUACAAAUAUCGAAUGUUCAAGAAACUGGACGACGGGCGCAAAUAAAAAACUGCAUACCUGACAAACCUUGUACGUUCAUUGGGCGUGACGCCGAAGUAAAGGAAAUUAUUUCUUCCUUGACGGAGAACGGUUGUGGAAUUGUCUCCAUUGUUGGUGGUCCAGGGUUUGGCAAAAGCACCGUUGCAAUUGAAGUCUCCCAUCAUCUUUGCGAUAAUCAUGACAUCAUCGUCAUUUUCUCAUACCUGUCAAAUGUUUCAACUGUGUCUGAUGUUUUUCUACGUCUUUGUCAAGACGUUGGCGUUAAUCCUGGAGACGAUUCUAAAUUAUCGUUUACGCUGUGGUUAAGGAAUAUUAAGGAGAGAGUCAUCCUUGUCAUGGAUAACAUCGAGCAAUUGCUUGAAGAAGAAGUAAAAUCCGAAUUUACUGAGUUAGUGGUGACGCUCCGCAAGAAUUCACAGCAACAGUUGCAGAUCCUAGCAACGACAAGAACCGCAUUCUCAAUUCCUAACCAACCCCCUAAAAGCAUUCAGAUAGGAGAGUUGGAUGAAAAUUCUAGUGUCGAACUUUUGAGGAAGUGCUGCCCUAAUACAGAAGUAAGAGAUGGUUACUUGCGUGACUUGGCUAACCUGUGUGGUUUUAUUCCUCUCGCUUUAUGUAUCACAGGAUCUAGAAUUCCACGUCUAGAUGAUCCAACUGAGUUAAUUCAAUGGUUAAAAGAGAAGCCUAUGAAAGCUUUACAGUCAACUGACAAAACGCAGUGCGUCCGAAAAGCCAUCGAGUUUUCGUUUCAAAUGUUGAGUAAUGAAGACAAGAAAGCAUUCGCUCGUCUUUCAGUAUUCAAUGGAAAUUUCCAAAAGAAGUCUGCUCAAGAGGUUAUCGAGAGAGAUGGGUUGGAAACCCAAGAUUUCUUAGAGCAGCUCGUAGAUCGGAGUUUAAUACAGAGUAGCAGUGAUAAGCGCUUCGUGAUUCACUCGCUUAUUCGACGAUUUCUGGCCGAUCAUGAUCAACAUCAAGAUGAAAAGGUAAUAGGAGAAGGAUUGAUGGUAAAACAUUUUCUAAACAUGUGCCAUUUGUUGACCAUGAAAUCUUACUCCAAAGACGGAUUUACCGAUGCCCGAAAGUUAGUGAAGAAAGACGCCCACAAUGUCGAAGAAACGUUAAAAAUAUGCUGCCAAAAUGAAGUAACAAAUGUGAAUCCACACGUCAUCGAAUCCUUGGUUAGUAGUGAUGUUUAUAAGUCUUCAUCCAGGUUCUUUUCCAACUUUGUCUGGGAUCUUCUUCCACGGACUGUUUUAAGGAAUUUCCAUGAAUCCUGUAUAAUGCUAGCCGGAGGUCGAGAGCAAGUAGCCAUUCAGAUCACAUUUCAGUGUCUAGUAGCAGAUCAAGAAGGUUAUAAAUCUGCAUGGAAAUCUCCUGAAUAUAUCACCAGAAUGGAGGCUAUCAAGAAAGCCUUUGGCAGAAACGAGGCAGCGUUGAAAGAAGAUAGGUCCUUAUAUAGCUAUUGUUACUAUUUUUACGCCCGAUAUUAUUCUCACAAACCAACAAAUACGCCAUGUCCUGAUCUUUCAGAAGCCGAUCUUACACCUUUGUCUGAAAACAAAGCACGAAACCCAACGGAUAAUGCUCACGAGGUACUUAUUUUAAUCCGGCGUGCUGAGUUGAACAAAAUACGUGCCACUAAAUAUAAAGAAAAGCGCGAAGAAUACACGAACUGUGCAAAAGCGCUUUACAAUCAAGCUUUGUCGUCAGCUAAAGAGUCGCUGGGCGAUCACGAAUUAACGUGUACUUGCCAUAAAUUGUUAGGAGACUUAUACAUAAAGAACGAAGAGGCGUUGAUGUAUUAUUCCGAUGCCAUAAAGCUGCGCAAGAAACUGCAACUUGAUUUUAACGAGCCUUUUAUGUACUUGCUGAAAAAUUACGGAUCGUGCCUUUUUUAUCGUGGUCGCUUCGAGGAAUCAGUGGAAACGUUACACGAAGCUCGGAACAUAGCUGAAAAGCUCGGUGAAAAACGCCCUUGUACAGCGAAUGUAUAUUAUGCUUUGGCAAGAACAUAUCGCUCCUGGAAACCUGAUAGCCAAGAAGCUGCGAAAUAUGCCAAAGCGGCAGUGGAGAUGAAAGAUUUGUUGGACUCGCGUUACGUAAAAAACAUUCAUAUUUUUGAAGCAGCGGAAGAAAACAUGACGAAAAAGAAGAGUCAGCAAUAUUAG